Messenger RNA from Magallana angulata, 1659 nucleotides. Its product is annotated as meteorin-like protein. The record is from RefSeq and is a predicted model, not a curated record. The transcript is spliced from 4 exons. Bases 172 to 1068 code for a protein of 298 amino acids. Lineage: Eukaryota; Metazoa; Mollusca; Bivalvia; Ostreida; Ostreidae. Gene Ontology annotation, molecular function: hormone activity.
ACCACUUGUCGGAUUUUAGGUAAAUAAGCCUGAAUGCGUACACCGUCUUUCACAGAUCUGGAUAUACACCAAUAUACAAGAGUACAAAAUUGUUUUGUUUUCAUGAAAAUGUGCAGAAUCUUCAGUGGAUAAUGGUGCCUUGUUAAUAUAAAGUGUGAUUUGGAUUUCACGAUGCGGUUGUUCUCGGUUUACGAGUUCCAACGUUACUUACUGUGUACAGUAAUUGUAUAUCUUCAAGGAUGUCUUGCUAAAGUGUGUGACCUGUGUGACUGUUCUAUCAGUGACUUGGAUACAGAAGUACCAGGGGUGAGGAAUAUCAACACUCUCUGCAACGCGGGGAGCAUCGAAUGGAUCAGCCCUUAUGGAGCUUUACGUGUUGAACUAAGUUAUACGACUGGCGGACUGUAUGAAGCCUGCUUCAAAAUACAGACAGAAAAUGUGAAAAUUAAAGUGUCUCAAGAGUCGUGGAAGAACACUAAAUCUCAUUUUGCAGGCAGUCUGCCUCAGUCAUCAUUGCUCAAGCCAUUAUUUAGUGUCAAUGGCAGGACUAACGAGUAUUGCACGUAUUCGAACACUCCCGUCCUGCUAUAUUUAGAACCAGAGAGAACACAUGACAUGUCUGGAUUUCCUAGAAUGAAGUUAGAGUAUGUGUUAGAGAGAAAGACUCCGCAGCAUUUACAAAAUAGCCUGGAGGACUGUAGACCAUGUGAUACUGAAGAGCUAAUCAGGUCCUACUGCACCAGUGAUUUUGUCUUCAUUGGUGAAAUGGGACAAGUCAGAAACAGAGACGAGGAUGAAAAAUCGGAAGUAGAAUUUAAGGUGACACGCGUUGUCCGGAAGUUGGGCGCACUACACUUCCGGACCAAUACAGACAUUCAGCAGCAAUAUGGCAAAAUAGUAGUCCCGAAGAAGUGUCAAGUGAGAAAUGGACGAGGAAUUUUCCUCAUUACCGGCAGUGUCAGGUUUGGCGAACUGGCUAAGACCUGUUCUCCAUACUUGUCAGAUUGGGAAAAUAUCGCAAAUAUUGCUCUUCGCGAAGGCAGAAUGGAAUGUCCGCUAGUCCUGUGACGUGGUCAUAUGGACUCCAUACAUACAUUAUGCUAUAAUGAUCUCAGACAAUACAAAUGGCAUUGUGCAAUGCAUAGGAGUGAAAUAUAGUUCAAAAAGACAUUCGUGAAGAAUGCAAAGUCAAAAUAUACAAGGCGAAAAGGGACCACAUUUUGAUUCAUACCAUAUAAGGCUUCUGACUGUGAUACUGCGUAUUGGUGCAAUGGACCAACUACAACCUGUUUACUGCUUGAUGUAAACAUGUACAUGACUUAACAAAAAGAGAAAAGAAAACCCGACUUGUAACCGUCUAAAAGACAACUGAAAAUAAUCGCAAUUUCACUUCACAUAAUGACGAUCUCGUUUUUCUCUGUAAUGUGUUCAAAUCAUUGUCUAUAAAUGCUAAAUUCAUCCAUAAAACAGUGGCUUCUCGUUCAAAUAUGAAAAUUACACGUAUGGACUGAGAAAUCAGUGUUGUUUGCUUAUGACAUUUUCAGUAUUAUACAUGAACUUUGAAAAAAAGGUUAAUUGUUUACAUUCCACAUUGUGCUGAUAUCUAUUGUUAAAAUUUUGUUAUAUUGUUUUAAAGGAGAAAUAAAAUUAUUAAAAAUA